AAAACAUUCCUGCCAUUAACAACUGAUGGGAACACUGACGGAUCCCAACAAUACACAAAGCAAGAUCUUUAAUCUGCCAGGAUGAUCAGCCGAAACACGAAGAACGUGCUGGUGGUGUCGUUCGGAUUUCUGUCCUUGUUUACGGCGUAUGGAGGACUGCAGAGUUUACAGAGCAGUCUGAACACUGAGGCAGGAAUGGGCGUCAUUUCACUCAGCGUCAUCUACGGAACCAUCAUCUUAUCCUCCAUGUUCCUACCGCCCAUCAUGAUCAAAAAUCUGGGCUGCAAGUGGACCAUCUUCAUCUCCAUGGCGUGCUACAUCAGCUACUCUUUCGGAAAUCUGUUCCCCGGGUGGCCGAGCCUGAUCGCUACAUCUGCCAUUUUGGGUUUGGGAGGUUCUCCACUGUGGUCUGCAAAAUGCACCUACCUCACCAUCAGCGGGAACGAACAAGCCGAGAGGGAGAACAAGAAAGGCCAAGAUAUCAUAAACCAGUACUUUGGCAUGUUCUUUCUCAUCUUCCAGUCCUCGGCCGUGUGGGGGAACCUCAUGUCGUCGCUCAUAUUUCAGCAGGAUGCUAAUAUAGCUGAGAUCCCUGAGGAGAGGCUGCAGUACUGCGGCGCCGCCCUCUGUAACGAGAACUUCACCACCGCAGGGAACUUCACCCGGCCUGAGCAGAAGCUCGUCAAUAUACUCAUGGGCUGCUAUAUCGGUGUGGGUGUUCUGGCUAUGAUCAUCGUGGCCGUUUUCCUGGACAACAUCGACGGAAUGAAGGCGCAGGAGUUUCGGAGGAACAAAGGGGACCAGUCGUUCUUCAGCACCUUUCUGGCUACGUUCACGCUGUUGAGAGAUAAGAGGCUCAUCAUGCUCAUCCCUCUCACCAUGUACAGUGGGUUCGAGCAGAGCUUCCUCGCCGGGGAAUACACCAAGAAUUAUGUCACCUGCGCAUUAGGAAUCCAUUACGUGGGCUAUGUGAUGAUUUGCUUCGGCGCUGUAAACUCACUCAGCUCAUACUUGUUUGGAAAACUGGCGCAGUAUACCGGGAGGAUCGCUCUCUUCUGCUUCGCUGCUGUAUUAAACCUGAGUGGUGCUAUCGCCCUGCUGUUCUGGAGGCCUCACCCGGACGAGCUGCCUGUCUUCUUCGUCUUUCCUGCUCUCUGGGGCAUGGGGGACGCUAUAUGGCAGACACAAACGAACGCGCUGUACGGCACCCUGUUCCCAAACCACAAGGAGGCGGCGUUCGCCAACUACCGCAUGUGGGAGUCGCUGGGCUUCGUGAUUGCGUUCGCGUACAGCACCUACAUCUGUCUGUCCACCAAGAUCUACAUCCUCAUAGCGAUGCUGGCUCUCAACAUGGUGACCUACAUCUUGGUGGAGUUCAACGAGUACCGCCAUCCGACCACGCCCGCCAGUCCUGACAGAACUGAGAAAGAGGACGUGAUGAAGGUCACAAAUUUUUAGGCGCAUACCUUAAUACAGACGAUAACGCUUGGCUGACCGGGUACGAGGGCACUGCAUGGUCCUAAACGUGAUUUAUAUAUUUGUAAUGAAUUAUAUAUGUGUAAAUUAUGUAAUUAACAGAAACGUUAGUUUAAAAAUUUCUGGGUUGUUUGUGUGAAAUCAACAGUGAUGGCAUAGUUACCUUGAAAAAGUAAUCUGAUUACUGAUUACUGAUUACUCCUUUAAAAAGUAACUUAGUUACUUUAUGGAUUACUUGAUUUUAAAAGUAACUAAGUUAGAUUACUAAGUUAGGUUACUUUAUUAGUUAUAUAAUGCGGUCCGCUAAUGUAUCCCAUAAUGCAACUGGAGCUGCGUAGGCGAUUGAAGCGGAAUAAGAAAUAAGAAAGAUGGCGGAAAACGGAGUCCUCUGUUCACAAGUGUAAGUAAGAUAAAUAAAAUAAAACAUUUUAAAGACAAAUAAAUAACAAAAAGACGAUAAAUAUCCUAAAUCUUGGCGAGUGGGAUUUGUAAUGAGUCUGUAACUAUGGUGAUAUUACGUCAUCACGUCCUCACGUCAUCACUUGACGUUGGUAAGAUGUACUUCUUUACCAGCCGAGUAGUGCAUACUUCCUCCAAUCUAGUACAGACUCUGUAAGUAUGCGAUUCCGGACGCAGCCCGUGACUUAGUUGUCGCAUAGGACAGACGUCACUCCCCGAGACACAAGAAGAAAGCAAGAAUAUAUCUUUUUACUAAGGAAAAUGACAAAAAUAGUAACGCACAGUAACUUGGAUAAGUAACUUUAAUCUGAUUACUGGAUUGGAAAUAGUAACGCGUUAGAUUACUCGUUACUGAAAAAUGUGGUCAGAUUAGAGUAACGCGUUACUGACCAUCAGUGGAAAUCAACACAGACCAUUUGUUUUUAGCAUGACAAAGGAGGAACCGAAACCACAAUGCUACCAAAAACCUGAGCUCAGAGCACUGCACAGUUAUAUACCUCUAUUGUUUUUGUUAAUUAAUGUACUUUUAUUCUAGAUACUUCCAUCACAAUUCCAAAACUGUCUUUGACUUAAUACCCAAGAAUAUAAACAAAUAAAAAACUCAGAUUGAUAGAA
Trichomycterus rosablanca is the source of this 2550-nucleotide messenger RNA. It is a transcript of the gene unc93a, whose product is annotated as unc-93 homolog A. Bases 82 to 1458 code for a protein of 458 amino acids. The record is from RefSeq and is a predicted model, not a curated record. Lineage: Eukaryota; Metazoa; Chordata; Actinopteri; Siluriformes; Trichomycteridae. The transcript is spliced from 9 exons.